AUGGCAGACCCAGAGAUGGAUGAAUUCGCACAGACCCGCGGCGCUGACGACCUAUUUGACGAUGAAAUUAUCCCGAUCUCCACGGAACAGCAACAUGCGCAAACAGAGGUCGCCACCCCCGCGCCAGAGCCAGAGUCACAGGAGAUACAUGCACCUGAGAAGCCAGUUUCUGAGCAGCCAACUCCACGUGGGGAAACUCCGCAGCGGGGCCGUGGAGAACGAGGCCGGGGACGACGGGGCCGGGGCAAAGGAGGACGCGGUGGACGGGACUCAGAGCAAAAACGGUCAGAAAGCUCUCCGCGCAAAAAGUCUCCCGUCAAUGCACCUGCUGUCGAUGCGCGCGAGGCUGGUGCUUCGAAGCCGGAGAAGCCAGCUGAGCGUAAAGAACAGACCGGCGUGGUCGAAGAGGGUAAUGGUGAAGAUCCGGCUGCGAAUGGCGCCGAGGCCCAGCGUGUGCCAGCUGUCCGGGGUGAUCGGAGUGCCACUGGUGGUCUUAGAAAGCCUAAACUCACGGAAGAGGAACUAUCAAAACGCAUUGCCGCAGCCAAGGAGAAUGCCGUAAAGAAAGCUGCGGCGCAUGCUCGCGCCGAAGCUGACCAGGCAUCAUUCAUGGAGCGCGAGCAGGAGGCGGCGAAGAAACGUCGCGAAGAACUCGCGCACCGUCGUGUGAUGGACACCGAACGCGAGAAGAACAGACAGCGCAAGCUGAAAGCCCAGACGGGGCGUGAGUGGGACUCGCAGAAACGUGAGGAAGAUUAUGACCCCCGUGGUGGAGGCAGCCAAUUCCGACGCGGUAUGCAUGGUGGCGUGUCUGGUGCCGUGCGACGAGACUUUGAAGAAGCCCGGCCAGAAGAUGUCGCAGAUCAUGCUGGUGGCAACCGUGGUCGUGGACGUGGUGGUCGAGGUGGUCGUGACCGUGGAUCUCCGCGUGCUCCACAGGGAGAUCGGUCACGCAAGGGCCUAUCUGACAGUAUAUAUGCAACACCGAGUCCUCCUGCGCCGGGGCUGGAUGAUAAGAGUGCAUUCCCGGCUCUGCCCGAGAGACCUAAGAAGACUGAGACUAAACCUGUGUCUACGCCGGAGACCAAGGUUAAAACUGACACUAAACCGGUCCCUAAGCGAGAGACGAAGACUAAGGCUGAGACUAAAAUCGAGCCUGAAACCGCUCCUGCGGUAUCCAAGUCGCAAACAGCAAUGGAUAAAUUGGAUUCUACGUUCUCACCCAUCACUGGAACUUGGGCAGACCAGUUUGAGGAUGAGUGA
This is a messenger RNA of Penicillium robsamsonii, 1263 nucleotides long. RefSeq lists its product as uncharacterized. NCBI's taxonomy places the organism in Eukaryota, Fungi, Ascomycota, Eurotiomycetes, Eurotiales, Aspergillaceae. The record is from RefSeq and is a predicted model, not a curated record. The transcript has 2 exons. The coding region runs from base 1 to 1263 and encodes 420 amino acids.